AUGAUCGUCGGAUGCGAGUUCAUGGAACAGCACCCGGGUGUCCUUUGGGAUCAGCAACCCCCGAGUAGGAAGGUGCUCCUAGCAGUCCAGCCCAGAAUGAAGAAAGGAGAAUCUGAGCAGAUUGCUGCGAAUAGAUCGCGCGCAGAUCAGCAGGCAGCUGCCGUCGCCCGAGAAGGCAGCAAAUAA
Molecule: messenger RNA, 186 nt
Organism: Pyricularia oryzae 70-15
Lineage: Eukaryota; Fungi; Ascomycota; Sordariomycetes; Magnaporthales; Pyriculariaceae
Exons: 2
Coding region: 1-186 (61 amino acids)
Source: RefSeq, a predicted model, not a curated record